This is a messenger RNA of Phacochoerus africanus (Common warthog), 1098 nucleotides long. It is a transcript of the gene CENPS, whose product is annotated as centromere protein S. Lineage: Eukaryota; Metazoa; Chordata; Mammalia; Artiodactyla; Suidae. The transcript is spliced from 5 exons. Gene Ontology annotation, biological process: replication fork processing; resolution of meiotic recombination intermediates. Bases 26 to 781 code for a protein of 251 amino acids. The record is from RefSeq and is a predicted model, not a curated record. Gene Ontology annotation, cellular component: Fanconi anaemia nuclear complex; FANCM-MHF complex. Gene Ontology annotation, molecular function: protein heterodimerization activity; chromatin binding.
GCCUGGGGGAGGAUGGCGUUGAAACAUGGGGGAGAAAAAGGCCUUAACACGGCCUCGCCUUGGCGCGGGCGUCCGGGGAGCGGGGGGCGCGCUCCCGUGGACUCUGCGCGACCUGGGCUCCUGGCGCUGCGCAUGCGCUGGCUCAGCAGCCGCGGGGGCUGCUGGGAGGCGAUUUCCAUGGUAUCGCGGCUCUGAGCGUCGGGGCUGCUGGGCGAGCGAAGGAAGGUUCCCGGGAAGUGGCAGCCGCGCUCCCUGGGUCCCCCUUCUCCGACGGGGCUGUGCGGGGCGCCCGGCACGCAGCACGAGCUCUGAAACGAUGGCUCUUGUGACUGGUUCGCUCUCCAUCUUGCAAUUGAAGAGACGGCCUCAGAGGUUCUUGCAAACCCAGGCCGUCGGGCUCCAGAGCCUAUCGGAUAGGCUGAAGGCAGCAGUUCACUACACCGUUGGCUGUCUUUGCGAGGAAGUGGCGUCGGACAAAGACAUGCCGUUCAGCAAACAAACCAUUGCGGCGAUUUCGGAGGUGACCUUUCGACAGUGCGAAAAUUUUGCCAAAGACCUUGAAAUGUUUGCCAGACACGCAAAAAGGAGCACAAUUAACACUGAAGACGUGAAGCUCUUAGCCAGGAGGAGUAAUUCACUGCUAAAAUACAUCACAGAGGUAAAUGAAAACCUUGCUCAGUUUAACCUGGAACGCAAAGCAAAGAAGAAAAAGAAGUCAGAGGAUGAAAACAAAGAUGCAGUGGAGCCAGGAGAGGCUGGUGUAGUGGAAAUUGAGAAUUAACCUCUCACCAUUUGGAAAAAACAGACUUCAGGUAGAACCACAGAAAACACAGAUUGCCAACGAAGGUAAUUUUGAACGGGAAAGUGAGGAUCAAAACAAAAAACAAAAUAAAAACGACCAGGAGGCUUUUUGUACUGUAUUCUCCGAGACACUGACUGCAAAAGCUUUUUUAAAAGAGUACUAGAAACUUACGCAAAAUACUUCCAUGUUUUACUGAAGCACGUGAAAAAUCGUGUGUUUGGUAUGUACUGGAAAUUGUAUCUGUUGCAAUUAACAAACUUGUGUUAGCAAUUAAAUAUGGCUGAAUUUUUUUCUUU